GGAGCGUGGGGUCGGUGGCUGCUGGGCGGGCGGGGCGCAGGCCGCGGGGCCGGAUCCGGGGGGGAGCGAGCGAGCGGAGGCGCGGAGGCGCGGAGGACCCGAUUCACUCGCUGGGGAGAUCUAUGGGCCGAAGCCGUGUAAAUGCGUUUUAAGCAGGGGCCUCGGCUCCGCAACUGCCACUCCUCCUCGGGGUGUUGCACAAGUUUCGAGGUCACCGGCGACCCCCCCUAGCAGUGCGCCUGGCUCUGGCCCCUGUGAAGGAGGACGGGGCGUGUGUGUUGCAUACUUUCUAAGGCGGCAGCGGCAGCGGCAGCGGAGGCAGAGGCAGCGGCGGCGGCUCCAUCCAGCCCAUCGGCUCCUCCUUCUCCUCUUCCUCCUCUUCCUCCUCCUCCUCCUCCUUCUCCUCGGCAUGGCAGGCUACCUGAGUGAAACGGACUUUGUGAUGGUGGAGGAGGGCUUCAGCACCCGAGACCUGCUGGAGGAGCUCACUAUGGGGACCUCUCAGGCCUCCACGGGUGAGGUCACUGCCUUCUUCGUGGCCGACCUGGGUGCGGUAGUGAGGAAGCACUUCUGCUUUCUGAAGUGCCUGCCUAGAGUCCGGCCCUUUUACGCUGUCAAGUGCAACAGCAGCCUGGGUGUGCUGAAGGUCCUGGCUGAGCUGGGGCUGGGCUUCAGCUGUGCCAACAAGGCAGAGAUGGAGUUGGUCCAGCAUAUUGGCGUCCCUGCCGGUAAGAUCAUCUUCGCCAAUCCCUGUAAGCAAAUUGCACAGAUCAAGUAUGCUGCCAAGUAUGGGAUCCAGCUGCUGAGCUUUGACAACGAGAUGGAGCUGGCGAAGGUGGAGAAGAACCACUCCAGUGCCAAGAUGCUGCUGUGCAUCGCCACCGAUGACUCCCACUCCCAGAGCUGCCUCAGCCUCAAGUUUGGAGCUUUGCUGAACUCCUGCAGGCACCUGCUUCAGAACGCCAAGAAGAGCCACGUCGAGGUGGUGGGAGUGAGCUUUCAUGUUGGCAGCUGCUGUCCCGACCCUGAGGCCUAUGCUCAGUUCAUCGCAGACGCCCGGAUUGUGUUUGAAAUGGGCGCCGAGCUGGGCCACAGGAUGCACAUCCUGGACCUUGGUGGUGGCUUCCCUGGAGUGGAGGGUGCCAAAGUGAGAUUCGAAGAGAUUGCUUCUGUAAUCAACUCAGCCUUGGACCUGUACUUCCCGGAGGGCUGUGGCGUGGAUAUCCUUGCCAAGCUGGGACGCUACUACGUGACCUCAGCCUUCACCUUGGCAGUCAGCAUCAUCGCCAAGAAGGAGGUUCUUCUGGACCAGCCUGGCAGGGAAGCAGAGGAGACUGGUUCUGUCCCCAAGACCAUCGUGUACCAACUGGAUGAGGGCAUCUAUGGAAUCUUCAACUCUGUCCUGUUUGACAACACCUGCCCUACCCCUGUCCUGCAGAAGAAACCUUCCACAGAGCAGCCCUUGUACAGCAGCAGCCUGUGGGGCCCGGAGGCUGAUGGCUGUGACUGUGUGGCCGAGGGCCUGUGGCUGCCGCAACUACACGUAGGGGACUGGCUGGUCUUUGAGAACAUGGGCGCCUACACUGUGGGCAUGGGUUCCCUCUUCAGAGGGAUCCCGACCUGCCGCAUCACCUACGCCAUGUCCAGGGUGGCCUGGAAAGCAAUGCGAGAGCAGCCGCUGCCUGCAGAACAGGAUGAGGACGCCGAGGGCAUGUGCAAGCCUCUGUCCUGCGGCUGGGAGAUCACAGACACCUUGUGCGUGGGCCCCGUCUUCACCCCGGCGAGCAUCAUGUGAGCGGCCCCGUUCCCCCCGGAGAACCCCAGCGGGGCCACAGAGAUGCCUCUGGGAGAGGUGGGGAAGGUGGCAAGCAGGGCACUGUCUGGCCAGGACUCUGGUGCUCGCUCUGCUGCCCACCCCCCCCCCCUCCACCCGUAGUGUUUCUGCCCUGUAAAUAGGACCAGUCUUACACUCGCUGUAGUUCAAGUAUGCAACAUAAAUCCUGUUCCUUCCAGCUGUGUCCGCCUCCUCUGCAGCGCCAAGGGGCUGGUCAGCCAGGUGUGGGGUGUUCUCAGGGUUUCCCCCUGGUCUCCUUCCCACUUUUGUAAAUAUGAUGCAAAUAAAUAUUUAGGUUUUUAAAUA
Messenger RNA from Pipistrellus kuhlii (Kuhl's pipistrelle), 2140 nucleotides. It is a transcript of the gene AZIN2, whose product is annotated as antizyme inhibitor 2. Gene Ontology annotation, biological process: positive regulation of catalytic activity; negative regulation of protein catabolic process; positive regulation of polyamine transmembrane transport. The transcript is spliced from 11 exons. Gene Ontology annotation, cellular component: cytoplasm. Gene Ontology annotation, molecular function: ornithine decarboxylase activator activity; catalytic activity. The record is from RefSeq and is a predicted model, not a curated record. NCBI's taxonomy places the organism in Eukaryota, Metazoa, Chordata, Mammalia, Chiroptera, Vespertilionidae. The coding region runs from base 410 to 1795 and encodes 461 amino acids.